This is a messenger RNA of Fusarium poae, 909 nucleotides long. RefSeq lists its product as uncharacterized. NCBI's taxonomy places the organism in Eukaryota, Fungi, Ascomycota, Sordariomycetes, Hypocreales, Nectriaceae. The transcript is spliced from 3 exons. The record is from RefSeq and is a predicted model, not a curated record. Bases 1 to 909 code for a protein of 302 amino acids.
AUGGUAUCUUGGCCACAUCUCGGCGGUCUUGCCUUCGCCCUCUCUCAUCUUGUAGAUUCAGCAUUAGGCGAUGAACACAAGUCCAACUACACGGCGCCCUGGGAAACUCUUCCUCCAACUCCACAAUUGCCAGAACCAAACUUCAAUGGGACUGUUCCCAUCAACGGUAUUGACCUUUGGUACGCGACAUUCGGCGCUUCACUUGAAUGUAGUAAACUUAAAGGCCUCUUCCCUGUGGUUUUUCUUCAUGGUGGUUAUGCCAACAGCGAUUACUACGCCCAUCAGAUCCGACAUCUGCGAGACGGUCCGUACACAUUGAUCGCAAUAGACUCUCGCAGCCAAGGCCGAUCUGGAGAUGAUCCUAGCAAGCCAUUGGCUUAUGAUCAAAUGACUGAGGAUGUGGUCGCCCUGAUGGAUCAUCUGGAAAUUGAAAGGUUCUCGACAGUUGGAUGGUCUGAUGGAGGCAUCAUUUCGUUCGACCUUGCGAUGAACUUUACAUCCCGUGUUGAUCGCAUUUUCUCCUUUGGUGGAUCAUAUAGUCCCACAAACAUCAACGCUACAAUCGGGGACAGUCCAGUAUUCAGUGAAUACUUGGAGCGGGUUGCGGUCGAGUAUAAGCACAACACACCUUCGAAUACCCCAUUUGAGCAGGCAUCGAAGAAAUUAGACGAGAUGUGGGCAACCCAACCAGUAUGGGAUGCCCAGUCGUUUGCGAAAAUCCCAUCGCGAUACGAUGUCGAUGAAGCUCCCAUUAUCUGGAUCGUUGAUGGUGAUUCUGAAGAAGCUGUGACUCGUGAUACACCUGGAACACUACGCAGCUGGAUUUGGGGCUCUGACCUUGUUAUCCUGCCAGGGGUCAGCCAUUUUGCGACCCUGGUACUUUCAACGCUAUGCUGGACCGAUUCUUAA